AACCCUAUGAAUCAACGGCGCCCCAUCUUCGUCCAGACUGUUCUGGCGCUCUUUCUCUAGCUCGGCUGCUCGUGCCUCUCUCCUCGUAGUUUUGGUCUUGGCUUGAAUCAGAAGAGAUGGGGAGGGCUAAAAAGGGUCCUAAGUUUGCUACCAUGAAGAAGCUCGUCACCUCUAAAGCACUUAAACAUUAUAAGGAGGAGGUGUUGAAUCCAAACAAGAAAGAUCUUAGCAAGGAAAAGCUUCCAAGAAAUGUGCCACAAACUCCUUCGGCGCUCUUCUUCACUCACAACACUGCAUUGGGGCCACCAUAUAGAGUUUUGGUCGAUACCAACUUCAUCAAUUUCUCCAUCCAGAAUAAAUUGGAUCUGGAGAAGGGAAUGAUGGACUGCUUAUAUGCAAAAUGCACUCCUUGCAUCACUGAUUGUGUGAUGGCAGAGCUCGAGAAGUUAGGGCAGAAAUACCGUGUAGCUCUAAGGAUUGCUAAGGAUCCCCGUUUUGAUAGACUGCCUUGCGCCCAUAAAGGGACUUAUGCUGAUGACUGCAUUGUUGAUAGAGUUACUCAGCAUAAAUGCUACAUUGUUGCAACCUGUGAUCGAGACUUGAAGCGAAGGAUACGCAAGGUCCCUGGUGUGCCAAUCAUGUACAUUACUAAACACAAGUAUUCAAUUGAACGAUUGCCCGAAGCAACUAUUGGUGGAGCUCCGAGAUUUUGAUAAUGCACCUGGGGGGGUCUUUUGGCAGUGGGAAACAAAUGGUUUUGGCCUUCCAAGUGGCAUUUUGUUUAUAGCAAGACUAUAUAUUCUGUCAUUCUCAAGUUAGGGAGGGGGAAAAAGGGGAGAAUUUGCAGUUUUGGGUGGUGAUCUUGUUUUAUCCAUGAAGGUCUAAUGCCUCGCGGUGGUGGGCUACCUUUUGGCAUAAAAAGGGGAAUUUUUGUAUUAUGUACAAUCCAGGAUUCUCAUACUAUUAUGUCACUCUCUUAGGCUUUAUUAUUUGUUCUUUAGGUUACCUUUUCCCCCUUCAAUGUUUUGAGUACACGAAAAAGAGUCCCGAAAACGGAUAAUUUCUCCUAUUUUGUUUCCAGUUAUGUUCACUUUGUGGUUGGCUGAAAAUGAAAACAGGGGAUUUGUUCAAAGGGGAUGAUAUUGAAAAGCUUUUUCUUUGCUUUUGCACCA
This is a messenger RNA of Tripterygium wilfordii, 1172 nucleotides long. Its product is annotated as rRNA-processing protein FCF1 homolog. Lineage: Eukaryota; Viridiplantae; Streptophyta; Magnoliopsida; Celastrales; Celastraceae. The transcript has 10 exons. Gene Ontology annotation, cellular component: nucleolus; small-subunit processome. Bases 117 to 713 code for a protein of 198 amino acids. The record is from RefSeq and is a predicted model, not a curated record.